UUAAGUUCAGAUGCAGAAGAUGAUGACGAGGAUGAUGAUGGUGAAAAAACGACCAAGAAAAAAAACACAAAGGAGAGUUCCCUCUCUGUUGCCAAGGAUAAGAAGUCAAAGGCCAAAGACACUAAAAGUGAGUCAGACACCAAAGAAAAGACUUCCAAGUCCAAAAAGCAGCCUGUUUCCAUGUUUCAGAUAAAUGGAGACAAACCACAGUUUGUCACAAAAAAGAAAGCUUCCAAGUCGGAGGACGAUGAUGAAAGUGAAUCGGAGAGUAAACCUAGUAAAACCAAAAAGAAGGCCCCUGCAAGUUCUGCCUCAAUGUUUCAAACCGGAGGAGACAAACACAAGAGCAAAGAGAAAGAGAAAGGAAAAGACAAAGGAAAAGACAAAGGCAAGGACAAAGACAAGGAAAAAGAUAAAGAAAAAGAUAAAAAGGGGAAGAAGAAGGCAAAAGCUGAUGAUAGUGAUGAUGAGGGCACCGAGCUGACUAAAAAGAAGAAGGGCAAAGGCAAAAAGGGCAAAAAGGAGGAACGACCUCCAUCACCUGAAAUAGAGUUUGAUGACCUGGAAGAGUUUGUCCUUCAGCCUGCUCCUGAAGGGGUCACUGUGAAAUGCAAAGUCACGCGGGACAAAAGGGGAAUGGACCGUGGCUUCUACCCCACAUACUUCAUACACCUGGACAAUGAAAAGAAGACCUUUUUGUUGGCUGGGAGGAAACGUAAGAAAAGCGCAACUUCAAAUUACUUGAUAUCAAUAGAUGCCACUGAUUUGUCACGAGGAGGUGAACAUUUUGUGGGGAAGUUAAGGUCAAAUCUUGUGGGCACCAAGUUCACUGUGUUUGAUAACGGUCUUAAUCCUGACCGAGCCCUCAGAGACAUGUCCAAUGCUCGGCAAGAGCUUGCUGCCAUUAUCUAUGAGACUAACGUUCUGGGUUUCAAAGGCCCAAGGAAGAUGACUGUGGUCAUCCCUGGGAUGGACGAGGACAGUGAACGGGUGCCAAUCCGAGCCCGCAACGACUAUGAUGGGUUGCUGAUGCGCUAUCAAAACAGGCAGAUGGACAACCUGAUUGAGCUGCACAACAAGACUCCAGUUUGGAAUGAUGACACUGCGUCUUACGUACUCAACUUCAAUGGUCGAGUCACGCAAGCUUCUGUGAAGAACUUUCAGAUUGUCCACAGCAAAGACAACAAUUACAUAGUGAUGCAGUUUGGAAGAGUGGCUGAGGAAACCUUCACACUGGACUUUAACUACCCCAUGUGCGCUGUUCAAGCCUUUGCCAUCGCUCUCUCCAGUUUUGAUGGGAAACUGGCCUGUGAAUAGACUUUGAUUACAGUUUUUUUUUUUUUUUUUUUAAACCCAACCAUGAACUUCAAAGGACACAAACAAGAAUAACCCCAUCUCAGAUUAUCAACUUCGUGGAACAUGCACCCACAGUAUAAGGGCCAUACUUUUCACUCACCUCAUUAGGGCAUAAUUGACUCUGAUAAUUAAGUGUCUUCCAGGCGUGUGGUAGCCUACAACCGAAUGGUUUAAUAUGAAUUUGAUCAACAUUACUAAUUGAGCCACCACACUCUAUAU
This is a messenger RNA of Sardina pilchardus (European sardine), 1575 nucleotides long. RefSeq names its product TUB like protein 1a (gene tulp1a). Gene Ontology annotation, molecular function: actin filament binding. The coding region runs from base 181 to 1317 and encodes 378 amino acids. Gene Ontology annotation, biological process: protein localization to cilium. The record is from RefSeq and is a predicted model, not a curated record. Gene Ontology annotation, cellular component: cilium. Lineage: Eukaryota; Metazoa; Chordata; Actinopteri; Clupeiformes; Clupeidae. The transcript is spliced from 11 exons.